This is a messenger RNA of Maylandia zebra (zebra mbuna), 4260 nucleotides long. It is a transcript of the gene fam204a, whose product is annotated as family with sequence similarity 204 member A. Lineage: Eukaryota; Metazoa; Chordata; Actinopteri; Cichliformes; Cichlidae. The record is from RefSeq and is a predicted model, not a curated record.
CAGUGUUUACCCGGAAAUGACAGUCGUUCCUAACAACUGUUGUGGAAAUCUGUAGUUUACCUAUUACGGACCGUUUAAAAUACAGUGCAAUCAUAAAUUACCCGUAUAUGCUGAAUAUAAUCUACUGAUUCGUUAUGUACAGCGGACUCCUGCCCAGUGGUUUAACCGAAGACGACCUCAGUUCAGAUGACGAGGAGGACAAGCCGGGCGAUUUAGAAGACGAGAAGAGGGAAUUUGAAAAGGGCUCUGCUAAAAACACAUGCUCGCUGGAGGAGUCACAAUCGACUCACACUGCAGCCAGUGACUCUCCGACAUGCAGUAUGCCUGGCAUAUCCCAAGAAAUGUGGCAAAAAUUCCAGGAUCUGCGGAGGAAGAAAGAUGAUAUAAGGAUAUUAAAGGUCACAGAAGACAGAAGAAAAAGGAAAAGAAGAAAGCGAAAGAAAGGAGCAGAAAGUGGGGAACCUGCAGAAACAAGCAGAGAGCGUCAAGAGGAGCGGGAGAAGCACUGGGAUGAGCUUAAGCAGUAUUUUGGUGUAAAUGAUCGAUUUCAUCCCCCUGCAUGUUCCAAACCCCCUCCGAAGUCCGGCCUAGAAAAGAGCAUAGAGAGGGCCAUAGCUGAAGGGGACAUUGCAAAGGCGGAGGAGAUGAGCGACAGACUCGCCACUCGAGAGAUGGCCGUGAAAAUCGCUCAAGCUGCUGAUUGCCGUGACUUUGUGCAAGGCAAACAGGAAGAGGAAGCUUUGAGGGCAGCGCAGAAAAGGAAGAAGCAAAUAGCCUGGGGCUUUGAGGCGAAGAGGCGGUGGGAAACCAAAAGCAACAUGGGCUACAUGUGAAAAACACGGAGGAAGAAGAACAAGACUUUAUGUGUGUGUGUGUGUGUGUGUGUGUGUGUGUGUGUGUAUAUAUAUACAUAUAUAUAUAUGUGUGUGUGUGUGUGUGGCAGACUAAUCAUGUUUCUUCUUAUAAUUUUUUGUAUAUUUUGAAGAUUUUACAGCAGCAGCAUGGGAGAGGAGAAAAGUCAGCAGUUGGCUGAGAUGAAAAAAAAACCCAAUCCAAAGAGUAAAAAGGAGGAAAAAAUGAUGGAGCAUUCAAAUUAAUUCCUAAGGCACCCACUGGUGUCUGCAUUGUGUUAUUUUUCAUUACAUUUCAGUGAUUUGAGCGUUCUGCCCCCCCCUUCAAAUUAAAUCUGGUGUACAUUACUGGAUGAUGCGUUUAUUUAUUGCUGUAAAGUGGGUUAAUCAUGAAGGCGCUCUUUUCUUCUUCUGAGGAAGAGAAAGGAAAGAUUAGAGCUCUAAUGCAAUGUACAGGAUAAUGUGCGAUAGGAUUUGGGAGUAGAAAAUGAAAUUUGGCUGCUGUAAACUGUUGUGAGCAGUCGUAAACUGGAAGUUCGAAGCAGAGGCUUUGCUGCUGGCCCUCGCCCAUGCUGGGAGACUCGCUAUUGUUUCGGAGCCUGAACAAGAGGCGCACGCUGUUUCUCGAAGCAUACACUCACUGCUCAUUGUGUGAUGAGCUGUCUUCAGCAUCUGUAAACUCGUCUAAAAACCGUUCCUCUCCCUCUUACUUUGAUCUUUUUUCUUCUUCUGUUUUUUUUUUUUUUUUUGAUCUGCAGCGCUUGCCUCCGCAGCUACUCAACACUUCUGAAAUGCUCAUUCAGAUUCCAGGAAGUGUUAAUUGCAACCAGCAAGCACAAUAAAAAGCUGAAGAAAGAUAAUUACUUUUAGUCAUAAAGCUUGAUUUUUUUUUAUUUUUUUUUUUAACCAAACCACUUUAAAAGAAAAAAAAAGACUGCUUUGCUUCAAGGUAAUGAGAAUUAAAAAUUAAUCCACCUAAGUUGUUUGCAUUUCACAUAUUUGAGCACUUUGUCCCCUGGUGAGGCGCGUUCUCAUAGGCUCACUGCAUCGGUAUGGAGUAAAUUUAACAAAACAUCAGCAAUAAAAGUUUUUAGGUCAUUAUGACGCAAAACACCUGAGCUAAAGAAAACCAAAUAUGAGCUCGAGAGAACUUGGUGAACUUUAAAAAAACAGGCAACUGUUUUGUAUCCUCUCAUGUCACGUGACUGUGUCAGAGAAGCUGUCAGUUGGCGGGAAUUGGUGCUAAUUAAACUAUUAAUUAUCUCUGUAAUGAGACACAAGUUAAAACUGUGUUAAGCACAUCAAAGUACAACAUGGGAUUUCUUCACUUUGAUGAAUGCUAUGAAAAAUAUAUCUUGACUGAAGAGUGAGGAAACAUCAGAGAUGCUUCAUUAACGGCAGCAGAAUUAGGAAGGAAGCAAAAAAAAAUGUAUGGCCUUUGAAAGUUUUUGGAUAAGUGCUUAAGCGCAAGACAUUUAUUACAGGGAAUUACUGGAUGCAGGUCUGAUUAUUGCGUAUUUCACAAACAUUGCAGAACUUUCCAGAGAUAAGAGCGCUCCAAGAAAACCGGCCUCCUUUUUUGCUGCUACAGGAUUAUAGAACAAAAAACCAUCACAGUACGUGGACUUGUAUCCAUGUAGCCUUAUUUUAAAACUAGUUGAUGUCAGUGAACAUGACCAGUGCUGAUCCAAGAGCAGCGCAGCGACGUAUCAAUAGCAUCUCACUUAUUAAUCUCUUUGAACGCAGCAUAAUGCCCUGAGCAGAGAUGAGUCUGCUUUUAAGCUGGAAAAUCCACUUUCCCAUCAUGUUGAGGUGUUUUCAGUAGUCUCUUACUGGAGGCCAAUCUUAGCCCCUUGGGCACAUAUCGAACCACUUCUAGGAAAACUGUUGUGUAAAGCCGGCUUUGAAAGAAAAGAAAAAAAAACCCUCAACAACAACAAUCCCAUUAAAUGGUUGGAAAGCUGCUGUUGUAUGAAAGGGAACAUAUGUUGCUGGUAACAAGACAUUGGCGCUAUCGCUUGCUGCUAUCGCCGGCUGGAAGAGGAUUAACUCGGAGGAGAGAUCUCCGAGAUGCUGCUGAUAAAGGCUAGCCACGCUGAAAAACACUUCACACCUAGAGCGCGGUGUAGCUCAGAGGAAGGCGGCUUUGUUUGUGUGUUGUUAAUUGUUUUCACAUCAAAUUUUAGCUGCAGCGGUUUUUGGGGGGAUUUGUUUCACACAUUUUUUAUUUUUUUUAAAGUUCAGCUCCAUUUGGAAACCAUUAGUUUCCAAACGGAGUGGAGCUGAGAGCCAAAACACCACUUUGGCAUUUCAUAAAAGGAAAAAAACCAAACAAACCAAGAGUUUUACAUCUUUAUUAUCAAAGUGUGAUGUGUUUUGUUUUUUAGUUUAUUAGUGCCUCAUGUCCUAUUUUGUUUUGUGCCUUGAGCCAAAGCAGAAGAGCUGUAACGUGUCAGGUUUUAUAUUUGAUAUCACGUCAGUUAUGAUUGUAUUCUUGCACACAAGCCCCCCCUUUCCCCAACACCUUAUUCCCAAAGUAACACAGUGGGAGUGACAGACAGCGUGGAUGUUGACAUAUUCCUUGGCUGAUUUAAUGACCUGCUUAAUUCUGGCACGUCGGCAGCCCUCUCAGAUGUUUUGCAGUUUUAAUUAGUGUAAUCGUCGCUCUCGAAAAAGGCCACAGGGUUGUUUAAUGGGUCAUGUUUGUCAAGAUGCACAGAAUUAUAACACAAAAGACAUGCCAUUUAUUCAGCGCUACACUCUUAGAGUGAUUAUGGGUGUCACAAUUGAUAAUUAGAGGAAGAAUUGAUUCAUCCGAAAGCCAAAAUGAACCUCUGUGGUGUGAGGAAAUUAGUUUGACAGUGUUUGGAUGAGCGGUGUUUACACUGCAGUGAGGCGGCGUGGGAACACUUCACCACUCUCCUGUUAACCGAGGCAGCGUGCACACACUUAACCGCUGUUUGUGGACGGGAGAGUAAGGAGGCUGGAUGUGACAUCUGGAGUAGCGACUGGAAAAUUUUCAGCUGUGACCAAACUUUUCAUGAAAUUAUCAAUGCGCUGUUUCAUUCUGCAGGCUCGUGUCACGUGAUAAGCAGAGGUUAUGGUUCCGAUUUUCAGGCAGCAAAGAACAAAGUUCUCUGCACAGUUCUCUCAAAGUGUGUGAAUUAGGUCAGGCUAACAGUUAUGAUUUAUAAAAACUGUUUAAAUGCACUUACUCUGCACUAAUUAAAAACUAUUCUAUAUUAUGUGGGUUACAUAUACACCCUCUUAAUUGUUUCUUAGUUCAAAACUGCUUCGAAAGCAUCUAUUUUAUCAUUUAGCCUGACUUGUAGAACAAAAGAAUGAAAGUGAACUUUCAAUUAAUUUUCUCCCUUUGCUAUCGCGAAAUAAAAACAUUCCCACGCACAAA